Anopheles funestus (African malaria mosquito) is the source of this 7751-nucleotide messenger RNA. It is a transcript of the gene Rox8, whose product is annotated as nucleolysin TIAR. Lineage: Eukaryota; Metazoa; Arthropoda; Insecta; Diptera; Culicidae. Bases 1204 to 2580 code for a protein of 458 amino acids. Gene Ontology annotation, molecular function: RNA binding. The transcript is spliced from 5 exons. The record is from RefSeq and is a predicted model, not a curated record.
CUUUUGUUAGUCAAAAACUGUUGAAAUUACAAAUAAAACGUUUCAUGAAGUCGUUGCCGUGGAAUAGGGUCAUCAUUUUCACAGGGGUAAACAAUAUUGCCAACCUUAGCGUCUGAACCGAAAUUUUUAGCAAGAAGAAGCGAAGCAAAGUGUAGAAGAAAGAAGACAGGGAGAAAACGAGAACGGACCGUCCGGUUAAAGUGAAUAUUUCAUUUUAUCCGCUGUGCAGAAAGAAGCUGUGUGUUUGACCAUUGGAAAGUGAAACUAAGCCGCGGACGACGAAGUACACAACAAAAGCGUACGAAUCGCUUGCCCCCAAGCGUUUUGGACCUGCAACUCAAUAGUUUGGCGGUGAUUUUCUUCUAGGGUUAUUAACGGAAAGUGAAUUUGGUACAACGUUUUCAGUGUUUCGAUAGCUAAGUGGGGGAAAAUUUCGCGGAAUUAUAGUUUUAAAACUGUGAGUUGACCGCUAUGCUAAUAGGAGCCACGUCUCCGUGCUUUACUGAAGGUGCGUGUAUUCAUAAACCAAAUAAUAUUGAAUGAACUAGUCAUUCGAUCUACAAAAAAGUGUGUGCAGGAGUUCAACGCGGUUGAAGUAACGCAGGAAAAGUCAACGACACAUACAGUGUGGUUUUGACCGGCAAAAGCAAAUGUAAAUUGUCGGAAAACGGAACCAAACGUUGUGUGUACACAAAUACGCAGAAAAGACAACGCCGAGAAACGUGAACAUUGCGCGAUAGGAAAAGGUGUGUUUUUGUGAAAUCAUAAGACUCUCCCCAACGCUCUCAUCGCGAUAGAAUUGGUAGAGGUUUUCCAGCAGCCUGCAGAGUCUGCCAAAAACCACCGUAGCCACAAACUACGCGCGCUUGCUCGCAUGCACGUAAGCGUGUGUGCGUGUUUGUGCGUUAGUGUGUUGAAGGAGCACGAACGAUUUGUGUAGGAUUUUUCGUGCAUGGUGUUAGUGAUUGAGCUGGGUUGCACACUAUUACGAUUAAAAACCCCAUUCAGCAAGGCUUAGCUCAGGCAAAAGCGAAUUCAGGGCAAUUCCUGUAAAGUUCUCAUAACGAUAUUAAAUUUAAAGUUUGAGGAUAUCAUCAUCCUCCAAAUAGCGGAGACCUGUGAACACGGCUCUAGUAGGUUUACAGGAUAAUUUGAGUAGAAAUCUAAGUUGGCUGUGUUAACGGUGCAUAGUAACCUAGCAAAAUGACAGAAGAUUCGUAUCCGAAGACGCUUUACGUGGGCAGUCUCGACACAACGGUCACGGAGGAGCUGCUCUGCACACUUUUUAGUCAGAUGGGCACAGUAAAGAGCUGCAAAAUUAUACGCGAAGGAACCAUCGAUCCUUUCGCUUUCAUCGAGUACGAUAACCAUCAGUCAGCCCAGACAGCGCUGGCGGCAAUGAACAAGCGAAUGUUUCUGAAGAAGGAAAUAAGGGUCAACUGGGCAACGAGCGCCGGUAAUCAGCCGAAAACGGACACGAGCCAACAUCAUCACAUUUUCGUGGGCGAUCUCAGUCCGGAAAUUGACACCGAAACACUGCGGGAAGCGUUCGCGCCUUUUGGAGAAAUUUCAAAUUGCCGCAUAGUGCGAGACCCACAAACGCUCAAGUCCAGGGGGUACGCGUUCGUGUCGUUUGUGAAGAAAGCCGAGGCGGAAAACGCCAUUGCGACGAUGAACGGUCAGUGGCUGGGAUCGCGCUCCAUCAGAACGAACUGGUCGACACGGAAGCCUCCGGCACCAAGAGAAAACUCUAAAGGAAUUAAAAGUGGAAAAACGCCAGGGUUUGAGGAAAUCUACAAUAAUACCAGUCCAACCAAUACGACCGUUUACUGUGGAGGAUUUCCACCAAACGCGAUCACAGACGAGCUAAUUCAGAAGCAUUUCGCCCAAUUUGGACACAUUAACGACACUCGAGUGUUCAAAGACAAGGGUUACGCGUUUAUACGGUUUGCGAGCAAAGAGUCGGCGGCACGCGCCAUCGAAGGUACACACAACAGUGAGGUACAAGGACAUCCGGUCAAAUGUUACUGGGGUAAAGAGAAUGGAGGCGACGUAAAUAGCAACGGCAUGAAUGCAUCCGCGAUUGCGGCUGCGGCUGCCGCCUCCGGUAUGAUUGGUAUGAAUAUGAACGGCAUCGUUAGCCCGUUGCAGCCAAUGCAGCAGAAUGCGGCGGCCGCUGCUGCAGCUGCCGCCGCUGUUGCUCAGCAGCACAGUGCUAAUCCACAGCUCACUCAGGCCUCGGCAGCGGCUGCUGCAGCCGGUGCCCAGUAUCCCUACUCAGCGGCAGCUUACGGUCAAAUGGCGUAUUGGUUUCCGGGAGGAUACCCACAGAUACAGACACAAUACAUGCAACAAGGGUAUUACACUUACCCAACAGCUUACGCACCUGCAGCUCCACAGCAAUCUGGUACAGCAGGUUAUCGUAUGAUGCAACCGAACAUGGCAGCAGGCUGGGGCAUGCAAACUGUCCCAACCGUAGCAACGAACGGUGCAGCAGCGGCAGCGGCAGCAGCAGCGGCUGCAGCAUCAUCACAGCAACCCUUGAUGUAUGCGACGAUGCCACAGUUCCAAACGCAAUGAGAACUAUUGAAAAAUUACUCUACCAGCAACAACAUCAACGCCGGCAUCAAACCAAGCACCAAUAACAACAGUACCAAGAAUCACGCUAGUAUCAGUAAUAUGAAAAAUUUUAACAACAGUCUCCUGAACAUUGUAUCGCCGUCUCCUUCAGCAAUUGCAACGGGCAAUAGCAACAAAAACAAUUUUUGCUUGAUGCCAAAUCUUCCUGUUCCUACUGUUGGCACAGGAACUUUGUUACCUUCGAACUCAAUUGACAACCUGUCCGUCUCGUCUGCUGCUGCUGCUGCUUCAAACAGUAUGGGAUCUAUACUGCUUGGUAACAAUAACGCCACCAAAAGCACAUCGGCUGUUGCGGCAAUGGUUGCUGCUGCCGCGGCCGCAGCGAACUUUAACAACAACAAAGGUAUUCAACGGCAGCCUUCAGCAACAGUGGUUUCGUCGUCCCAGCUAAUGGUUGCUCAUUCGAAUGGUGCAAGCGAUGGUGGUGGCGCUAUGCUUUUAGGUGGCAGCCAUCGUCAUCAACGUCUUCCACUAAAUCCGACGACAUACCAGUCGCAACAGUCUUCUUCGACCCAUCAUAUGACAACGGCAAAUGCGAUAGCGGUGGCUAUUGCUGCAGCGGCAGCAACUGCUGCCCAACAACAGCAUCCAUAUCGUCAUCAACAUCACUACCAGACGUCGACAGCGAGCGCAGCAUCAAUGACAUCAUUCCUGCCAUUAAACGCCUUUAGGACGAAGAAGCAACUGUUAAGCAAAACGCAAACGAACAUCCGUGAAAGUGUAGUUCCAUCCGCAAUUAAGCAAUCAUCGGCAGCAGUGCGAAAUUGUACGGCGACGACCAUCGAAGCCUGUACUACUGCCACGAGCAGCAUUCCAUCAAUCUUAGUUCCUUCCAGUGAAGACGGAACAGACACGACAGUGUGCACGUUAGCCGCUACCGUUGGGGCGACAAGUGCGAUCGCAACGCUAGCCUCGCCGGUACCGUCAGUAAUGUUACUAUCGACAUCGUCCACCAGUAGUAGUAGUAAUAGUAGUAGCCAUAACGAUACCAUUAGUAUGAAUAACUUUUCCCAUCGGUCCACUGCCGAUGAUCUAUCUCCGUCCUCAUCAUCGUCGAAGGUCGGUGGUGGUUUUAACUCGUCAAUGUCAACAAUGUUGAUGCCGAUGAAUACAAAAACGCAAAGCAAUGAACCCUAUAUCAGCAACAAUGGAAGCAGCGAUGGUGAUCUUCCGCACACGAGCGAUUUUAGCAAUGCCGGAUAUGGUGCGACAGCCACAGCAGUAGACGGGAGUACGGAGAUAGCAGCCACAAUGAACGUUGAGCAUGAUUCUCGUUCCUUCAUUCCAGAAGACGCGAUCGCAGAUGUUUGUACAAAUAAUGACGAAGAGAAUUCUAGCGUUACCACCCGACUUUGUACCAGCCGAACUUUCCUAAAGCACAAGCUAAACUUUAAUGACGAUGUACACGAUCCAUCGGUGACUACGAAGCCCGCGAAAGUUCGCUUAACGGAGUAUGCAAUGAUAGCGAGCACCGAAACAAACGAACCCAUGGUAGGUGUUGCCGAGAGCGGUAUGAGUGAACAACAAAAAGACGAUGCUGUGCGUGCCAGCAGCUUAUGUACAACAAAUGGUGCAAGUGAAGGACAUAGUCCACCAACAGAAGACUCACCCAUAGAAAGGUGCAAAAAUAAUCGUUUAUAAAUGCAUGGAUAAAAACAUGAAUCAAUUUCUUGCUGAUAAGUUUCGCCCUCAGCGCAUCAUGCUUUAUUGUGCAUGCAAACAUUAUUCUUUUAUGCGUAAAAAAGUUUGUAGCGUUCAUUGACAGAAUAUACACAUUGUGUUCCGAGGUAGGAAGCGUACUUCCGUAAGAGUAAAAAACAAAUAUUGUAAAUCAAUCAAUGUAACGCAUACUAACUGUUCACCAUCUUUUUCUUCAAUUCCUCUCGCACAUGGUUUUUUUUGUACACAAACACAAAUUUUUGAUCCAUGUGGAGAUGAGGGGUUUUUUUUGGGAUUUGUUACUGGAAUCCAUUCGUCUCAUUCGUAUCAUUUGUACAUUGAAUGAUGUGUGUAUGUGUGUAUGUGUGUUGUCAUCCGCAGAAGACUGAUUGGGUAAAAUGUUAAAACUCUUAGCGAAACCAAAUGUUCCUCCAAAUCAGAUAACCAUGCGGGAAGAAAACCAGUUAUAAGACGAAAAAGAGAUGGAUUACGCACUGUUGGGUAAUGGACAUUUUACAGAGGGUUGUUUACAUCUGAAUGUGUACGAAAAACCGGCAUUUCUUUCUUUAUCUUUUGUAUUUUGGUCGUUUUUGAUUAAGGAAAAAAAAGACGCGACUGAUUUCGUUCUUUCGUUCCUUUUUUGCAUUCGAAUGGAAAUAAAGUUGAAAAUUGUGCGCUGUGGAAAAGGAUAACAACAUCAUCUCCCCCUUUUCAAAUUUUGCUAUUUGGUUGAAAUAAUUUCCAUUCAGUGAAUGUUUACGGAACAGGGCAGGAUCGCUUUAGGCGUAAGGGGAAAUAGAACGCGUUUGCACGAAAGGAUAUUUAAAUGCUCUUUACCAGGGUACCACCACCUUUAUCCUUCAAAGACAAUUUUAUCUGUACUCUUUAUUGUGUUUCCGGUGCUGGCAAUGUUUUUGGCAAAUAGAUUGAAGAAAGCGGGAAAAUUUUGAACAAAAAACAAAAUGCACUGCUAUUUGCAUCUAGAGUGGCAAAAUGAAGAAGCGAAAGGUAAAAAAGUGCAUAUUCAUGAUUACGGACGCUGUCCGGUAAUUGUACGAACAUCAACAAUGAGCAGCGUUGAGUUUGAGGAAGAAUGGCGCGCAAAUCAAGGAUGCAACUGUUCGACCAAGCGACGAUGACGAUGAGGAUAUUGUUUCGAGUUUGAGGUGCGUUGCCGCCAUAACAAUUCAUACACACACAGCUGGUAGGAGAGGAGUAGGACGAUAUAACCCCCGGGUAAUGAUGAAUGAGAAUUGGACAUGUUUCUCUUAAGCGUCGGAACGGGAACUAAAAUAUCGGAUGAGAAGAGAAUGGUGGUGAUAUAUUUAUUAUACCAAUUAACGCACAACUAUAAAGAGAUACCUCUUUCGCUUUUAGCAAAGAGUACAUGGUUAGGAAAAUUGGAAAGAUUGAGCAAAAAAUGAAAACAUCGCCAAGAUGAUGUGCGCCGCGUGGAUAAGAAAUAAGUUAUUAGAUAAAACAAAAGCAGUAAGAUUGAUGGACGAUGGUUAGAGAACGUUUGGUGAAUUGAGAAGACAUGCGAAAGUGAAAAUGAAUUCAGUGGUUGGAUAAUUUUUUUUUUAGUAACCAUAAAUGUGUGGGAUGAUGUGACCGUUCGCCGUAAUGAAGACGUAAUUAAGGGGCGGAAAAUGAAUUAACUCCAACGGUGUGUUUGUGUACAUGUAGGCAGAUAGAAGCGGUAGCGGUAGUAGUUCAAUAAGGAAUGUUCAAGGAAAGAGUAUUGAGGGUUUGUGGCUAGUUGCGAAUGGGGCGCGUAACACCACUUGUACAACACUUACAUCCCGCACAUUAGCAUCUCAGGAAAAACAGGAAUGUAUGAGGAUUUGGUUUUGUUACAUUUUCUUAUGCUAAUUUUGGUUGCAGUUUUUAGCUAUCCGUGCCACUCACAGGUGUCCUGGAAGGCUAAUAAUACGUAGAUAGCAUCGAGCAAAACCGAGAGCAAAUUUUCUGUUUUUGUCGAAACGUUCGUUUUACCUCCGAUUGUCGGUGAAAAAAAAAAGACUUGCGAAAACAUUAAACUAACAGCAAAACAUGUAUGAUAGGACGUGCUUGGACGAAUGGCGCGCAAUCGAAUGGUUGAACAAAAAAGGAAAUAAAAACAGACCAGGAAAAGAAGAUCCACAAUCUUCCACAUUGAUUAGAGCGGCACUUCAUGGGGGGGUGUAGUAGAAAUGUUACAAAUAAAAAAAAGGGAUCCUGAGUGUUUGUGUGGUUGUGCAUAAAUGCAUGUGUGUUUGUGUGUGCGUGUGUGUGUGUGUAUAAAUUAAAAAAAAAACGAUAGAAACAAACGACACAAAGAAAUAAAAAUCAGAAUGUAAGCAGCAGCAGCAGCAGUGGCCAAAUGUUCCAGUGUACAAGAAUAUAAUCGUUUCUUUCUUUUUUUUCGUCUUCAGUUCAGGGCCUGAGGAAAUGUGUUAUUAGAGAAAUAAAAUUAAAAAUGAAACAGAACGAUAAGACACUGGAGAACGAAGCAUAGCAGUUAGAUUUUUUUUGUUCUCUGAGACGUUUUUGUUUGUUUGUUUAACACAAUGUUUUCCUUUGUCCUAAGUAGACAUGAUAAUUCUCUCGACUGAAAGGCUCGUGUGCUGUAGGGCUGCAGGCUUAUUAUGAACUGCCUCUCAAUGGAUCGCUGGUGGCAGUUUGAUAAAACGGGACGAAACAGAUAUUGUGCUACGAAGGGGCGGGAGUCAGUCAACCUGCCCGACUAAAUCGAAAUCGAAACGAGGCGAGAGAAACCUGCAAAUAUAUAAUAUAAAAUCGCCGUAUGAUUUGGGUUGAUGAUGGACAGCUUUAGUUGCACGGAGUUCUUUCGGAACUAACUUUGCUGAAGGAGAGACACGGUAACGGAACAUCAUCGAAAAAAAAGCUCAUAAACACGAUCGUGUGUGCUGGAUGUGAAAUGGCAAAGAAAAGUGUAAACCUAGAUCAGCUACGUGCUAUUGCAAGGCGUAGUGUUUUGAUACGUAAGGUAUCGGGAAAAAAGAUAGUUCUUUAAGCAAAAAAAGGUAGCCACUAAGCGCUGUCCUAGUGAGUAAGUUACUAUCACACAACUAAAAAAAAGAAGAAAAACUAAGAUUAAGGUGGGGCAAAUGGGUUGAAACACUGUAAUAAUUGAGGAAAGCAGCGAUGGAAGCAGAGAGAAGCCAAUUAUUUAAGAAUUACUAUUUUCGGUAAUGAACUAGACAUAACUUAUGUAAGAAAUGGGAACUGCGCAAAACAUAAGCAAAGCAAAAAAGAAGAAAAAAAAACACAUUCGAAUGCAGCAGCAACAAACUGUGCAAAGCAAAUGCAGAACUCUCACAAUGCAACAGAAAGCAACGAGAUUGAGAAUGAGUGAAUUAAUAUUAAAGAAAAUAAAAAAAAACUAUAGUGUAACUGUACUGUAAGUGGUAAACUAUUGGAAAGUAAGAUAGCCAAGAGAGAGAGAGAGA